UGCUUUUACUUGAGUUGGAGUUAAAAUAAUAUUUUGUAGUUUGACAGGAGUAAAUAUUGUAAGGAAGGAAGUGGAUUUUUCAGGGAAGGACAUGAGAUCUCCGAAUUGUCAGGAAAGGACUCUCCGGCCAACUAUAAAUACUUAUCACUUUCCAACCCACAAAAUGCCACCACUGUCCAAAUUCUUUGGCCAAACUGUUUUUUUUUUUUUUUUUCCUUCAUUAUUUUCCUCUGUUUUCUUGGGUUUCUCUGCUGCUUCAGGUUUGAUUCAGGAUGACCAUCCUCAUUGAGCAGCCUGAAUUUGGAGUUGAAGUUGGAACUGAGGCAGGGGAGAAAAAGGUGUUUGAAGAGGAGAAGGAAUUGGUGUUGGAUGACGGAUUAUUUGUGGUGCCACAUACCAACUCAUUUGGACAGACAUUUAGGGAUUAUGAUGCAGAAGGUGAGAGGCAACCAAGUGUGGAGAUUUUCUACCAGAUCAAUCACAUCAACCAGACUUAUGACUUUGUUCAGAGAAUGAGAAAAGAGUACAGCAAAUUGAACAGGGUGGAGAUGAGCAUAUGGGAAUGCUGUGAGCUUCUGAAUGAGGUUGUGGAUGAGAGUGAUCCGGACUUGGACGAACCUCAAAUCGAGCACUUGUUGCAAACAGCUGAAGCCAUUAGAAAGGACUAUCCCAAUGAAGAUUGGCUGCACUUGACUGGCCUCAUCCAUGAUCUUGGGAAGGUGCUUCUUCUUCCUAGAUUUGGGGAGCUUCCUCAAUGGGCUGUUGUCGGUGACACAUUCCCAGUUGGCUGUUCUUUUGACCAAGCCAAUGUUCAUCACAAGUAUUUCAAGGAAAAUCCUGACUACUAUAAUCCUGCUUACAACACCAAAUUUGGAGUUUACUCAGAGGGAUGUGGACUCGAAAAUGUAAUGAUGUCGUGGGGGCAUGACGACUACAUGUAUUUGGUGGCCAAGGAGAAUAAUUGCACUCUACCCUCAGCAGCUCUGUUCAUCAUUAGAUACCACUCAUUCUAUGCUUUACACAGGGCAGGAGCAUAUAAGCACUUAAUGAACGAAGAGGAUGUCGAAAACCUGAACUGGCUUCACGUAUUCAACAAGUAUGACCUUUACAGCAAGAGCAAGGUACGGAUUGAUGUUGAGAAGGUGAAGCCAUACUAUCUCUCUCUCAUUGAAAAGUAUUUCCCUUCCAAGCUAAGAUGGUGAAACUUCCCAGCUCUGCCAUUUGAUGAGUAAUGAGGGUGUAUAAUGUACCAGCACCUUGCUAACUAGCUGUACACAGAAGACGAAAUUUCGAGUUGUAGCUGCAUUUCCUUGUUAUUUCAUAAAAGUUUUCAUGUAAAAUUAUCUUUCAUGUAUUGUGUAUGUGAGCUAUUAUUUAGAUUGCUUAAUAAAACUUCAGCAUGGUGAUGUCAGUGAGG
This is a messenger RNA of Prunus dulcis (almond), 1417 nucleotides long. Its product is annotated as inositol oxygenase 1-like. Gene Ontology annotation, biological process: inositol catabolic process. The record is from RefSeq and is a predicted model, not a curated record. The transcript is spliced from 11 exons. Bases 273 to 1202 code for a protein of 309 amino acids. Gene Ontology annotation, molecular function: inositol oxygenase activity; iron ion binding. Gene Ontology annotation, cellular component: cytoplasm. NCBI's taxonomy places the organism in Eukaryota, Viridiplantae, Streptophyta, Magnoliopsida, Rosales, Rosaceae.